ACGUCAUAAUCAUAUCGCCAUAUUUAGCUGCGCAGAUAGUACAAAGAAGACUUUUCUCUUUCAUUUUCACUUUCAAUUUAGUUUCUCCAGUUCUUUUGUUGUUACGAAUUUCUGAUAGAAGUUGGAGAACAGAUGAUGGCACAGAGCCCAGCCGGCAGUGCUGUGAAGGCUUUACAACUCGAACUGAAGAAAAUACAGGAAGAGCCUGUGGAAGGAUUUCGAGUAAAACUCAUUGACGAUGACAACUUGUUCGAGUGGGAAGUGGCAAUAUUUGGACCCCCAGGCACUCUUUACGAGGGGGGAUAUUUUAAGGCUCACAUGAAGUUUCCACAAGACUAUCCAUAUUCACCGCCAAGUGUCAGGUUUAUAUCCAAGAUGUGGCAUCCCAAUGUGUAUGAGAACGGUGAUGUGUGUAUCUCCAUCCUGCAUCCACCAGUAGAUGAUCCUCAAAGUGGAGAGCUGCCAUCAGAAAGAUGGAACCCAACACAGACUGUCAGAACUGUUCUGCUGAGUAUCAUCUCCCUGUUGAACGAGCCCAACACCUUCUCUCCCGCCAACGUCGAUGCCUCUGUCAUGUUUAGGAAAUGGAGGGAGUCAAAGGGCAAAGACAAGGAAUAUGAGAACAUCAUCAGAAAACAAGUGACAGCAACGCGGGAGGAUGCAGAGCGUGACAGUGUGCGUGUUCCCACCACACUGCAGGAAUACUGUGUUACAGCCAAGCCGGCCACCGACAAUGCUGUCGAUGUAGACUUCUACGAUGAUGAUUAUGUAGAUGAUAUGGACGAUGAAGAGGAAAUGUAUGAAGAUGAUGAUGAUGAUUCAGGAAAUGAAGAAUCCUGAUGUUAGUCUUCUAUGCAUGGCUGCAACUAUUACACUCACUGUUACACACUCAAAUACAAAAUUCUUCAAAUUCAAAAUUUGUUCAGGGGGCCAGGAACUCCAGGAAAUGUCUCUAGCGUUUUUUCAAGUGAACACAUGCUCUGCUAUGUGGCUUUGGUUUUGAGGUGUUCUUUAAUGCAUCUGGCACUGUGGUUAAGCUGAGGGAUGCAAUGCCGACUAUGAUGUUUGCAUCAGUUCCCAAGGCUGGACUAGGCCUGAUUAUACUGGGUUGUGAUCUUAGUCCAAGAGUGCUGGUGGUGUUUAGAUUAGUCAGUGGAGACAGGCAGAGAUGGAGCUUGUGUCAGCACCAUCAGGCUGUAGGGGUUGGGCAGCCACACUGACAACACUUUACUGAUUCUCAUGGUGCAAUAAUCCAAGUGCUUAUAAACAUACAAUCCAUUAAUUUAUCAAUGUUUAUUAAUUUGUUUUUGUUCCUUAAUUCCAAUUUCAAUAAUAAUAUGCUGUAAAUAGUUGUAGGUGCUGGUGUGAGAACCAGAGACUGAGACCUGUUUGGAUGCAAAUGUAGUUUCCUAUCUGCUGGUGUGGCUGCUCAGCCUAGUGUGGGUGGUGGAUGGGAACCCAGUAGCAUUGUACAACCAUUAGGAGACCAAACUUGACCACUUCAAAAGACAAAAACACGAAGAAUUUUUAUAUCUGACUAAGCCAUGGUGUGUGUUGCUCAAAGGGUUGAUUCAUGUUAUGAUAAAGGUUCUUGCCCUUCCCUUGUAAAAAAUAUCAGAAUGUAAAAAAUCCUAUUCUGACUUUGUAUACAUUGUACUUUUAUUAUGUGAAUCUAUCUUUAAAAAUUGAACAAAAAAAUGUUUUAUUGUAUAGAGGUGAGUUGGCCAUUGAGCAACUGGAAGUGUAGAUCGUAAGGUCGUUUGGUGUACAGUAGGUACAGGUGGUGCCACAUGGGUAAGUGUACAGUGUAUCCCUGCCACUUGUGCUUGUUCCAAAGCAUGCAUGUUAUUUGGAUGAAAAUUAAUUCUGUUGUGUAUGUGGGUGUGUGUCUGUAUGUAUCGGUAUGCAGGAGCGUGAAUGUGUUGUUAUCACUUGGUAUAAAUGUACAGUUUGUAAAUUCUACUAUUUAAUUUCCCCCUCUCUUGUGCCCUGUUCUCUCUUUUAGUUCUUAUUUCUUGGUUAUCCCCGUUCUAUAGCAGUCAGGGUUAUCCUUCACUUUUUAACAGACACAUGUUUGAUUUCCUGUGUUUAGAUCUGCGAAAGGUUUACUCUAUUUUUUCACCAUGCCUGAAUGUUCCAGUCCGAUUCACUCUGCAAUGUGGUUUUGAUGCAAAGGGAGUUAAUUCAUUGACCUUUGAUGGAGUUAUUUCCCUUUCAUCCUUUGUUAGCAAAAGCACAAAUGAGGGUAUUUAACAAGUGGUUUAGUGGCAUCGUCAACUCUGCAAUCAUGUAACACUGCCUGAUAUGACACAGGGUCUUACACUGUCAUGAUUAACUACACACAACAACCUCAUCAUCAGAUAGCUGUUUUAACACAUUGCAGCUCUUGAUCUACUAAAACAUUUGAAAAAUGUCUUCUUCUUAAAGAACAGGAUUUUCAAAGUUGUGCAGAUUAAGCCAAAGAUAACACUUGGCUUGUUUAUUAUAAACCUAUAUGUUUAAUGUAGCCACAUGAUCUCUACAUAGCAUAAGACUUCUUAACCUGUUCCAAUUGGACAAUCUCAUACUCCAUCAUUUGCUGUGUUGUAGUUGUCUUUCUCAACUGAAACGUUCAAUGUGCAUCACCUGGGAACUUUUUGGUGAUAAUAUGCAAAAUGUCCAGUUUCAGUCUCCAGGAAUGAUUGACCCCCAAGUUAAAAUUAUCUGUCAACGAAGUUGCCCUCCAAAACAUACUUACCCCAUAGUUUUCAUCUCAAUGUUACAUGGAUUUGAUGACUAUACCUGUCAGGUCCUGAUGAGUUUGGACUAUCAGAGGCAUUAAGCCUGGAGAAAUGUAGAUCUCUUAGAUAUUUUGUACAUGUAUAUUUAUAAUACUAUAAUAUGACAGACGUGAUCCUCAUUCACCAGGAAAUGAAGUCAUUUAAUUGGAAUCCUUAAUGCUUAAAAGAACUGAGUUUUGGAAUGCUUAAAAAAAUUACAUUUAGAUAAAAGAUCGUUACUCAACCAGACAAUGCUCAGGAUAUUGAGUUUAAAACCAAGUGAUAGAUCAUCCACUUGCCACCUACUAUGUUGGAACUUGCUUUCCCACCUUUUCAAGUUUGUCUUGUUAUAAUUUUGUUUCUAUUUAUCAUGUUUAUUAUGUCUUGUUUCAUGAUCCAUAUGUGUCAUCUCAUCUGUAUAGUAUGCUUGAGAGGGUUUGAUAUCAUCAAAUAAUAAACAUUUGAAUAAAAAAUGGUUAAUUAUUUAAGGUUUUCA
Molecule: messenger RNA, 3255 nt
Organism: Haliotis rubra (blacklip abalone)
Lineage: Eukaryota; Metazoa; Mollusca; Gastropoda; Lepetellida; Haliotidae
Product: ubiquitin-conjugating enzyme E2 R2-like
Exons: 5
Coding region: 133-840 (235 amino acids)
Biological process (GO): ubiquitin-dependent protein catabolic process; protein polyubiquitination
Molecular function (GO): ubiquitin conjugating enzyme activity
Source: RefSeq, a predicted model, not a curated record